AAGUGCGUGGGUGGCGGUCGGAAGAUGGGGAAAGGGCCUUCUAGUUACUCAUUUUCACUCAGUCACGAAAACAAAACUUCUGGAGGAAAAAUUCAGAAACUAUUCGCCUUCUCUUGACUGGUACGUUUUUUUCACCUUCCCAAGAACGUAGGCUAUGCAAUACUACUUCCGGUGCGGAGUUAAGAUAAUUCCGGUUUAGAGCUACAAGUGUUCCGUUCAACCCUGAAAAACGUCAGUCACAGGAUGAAGUGAGUGACAGCACAUGUAAACAUGAAAAAGUGAAGUGCAUGUCUUGCUCAAAAUUGAAGACGUGCCAGACUUUUAUUUCUACUCGUGCCCCGGUAGUUACGUUAUGAAGCCAUGAUUAUCUGUUAACCGAAAAAUUGGUCAAUCACAGCUUUUCUAACAACUAUUUAAACGAGACUUAUUUCGCCUUGAUCGAAGUCUGUGAGAGGCUAAUGUGGAAACUCUAAAAUGUGACCUCAACAGUACUAAUGCAACCGGAUGCAAGGAAUAACGUAUGAUGUUGAACAAUGAACAGAAAACUCGAAUUCCGGCGUAUCUGUAAUCACCAACUCCUUGGUACUUUUGAUAGGGGUAUGCAGCUCGGUUCUCCAAUUCUUGACCCUAAAACUGUCACUCUCCUCACUCGUUACCAAAAGUAGGCUCCAAGAUCCAUGACUGUUUUAACGCCUAGCCAUUGAAACAAGUUCUUAGUUUUGUAGCCAAAUGAAUCUUCAUAUCAGUAUCAGAGGUCAAUAAUGGUAAAAUUUAACCUUGAACUCAGCUCGAAUAAUAUAUUUGGUUCCUUCUCUUUCUCUAUUGUCCAUGUGGAGUUGAAAAAACAAAUAUGUUUACAUGUUCUCCUGGUUACCUUGAAAAUCAUCCGUGUUUUAAGGCCAUAGUUCUGAAAAUGUGUUCCUGUGUUUAGACCCCCAAAAAAGCUCCAAAACCAAGCCUUUUGGAGAGGCAGAUACGUACUGGUUGGUAGCUUAUACAGGGAAAUACCUCCUCCGGAAAUCAAUCACGGAUAUUUCUUCGACACAAAGGUGUGUACAGGUGUUUGAACCAUGUAUCUGGGAAAAAUAAAAUCUUUAUGAUAGGAAUAAUGCUUCUGUUUUCAAUGUAGAUGUAACAUUAUUUGAAUCUCCUCGCGCUUAAAGGACGAGUCAAAGAGAGAAACCCCAAAAAUUGCUUAAAAGGCAAGUUUAAGUCGCUUCAGAGGAGAAUCAUCGACCUCUAUAAGUUCAUUAUGGAAGAAACAAGCUAACAAUCUGACUUAUCUACAAUCACGCCGUCUCUCACGUGCAGUGCCCCAGGACCGCGGGACACGUGCUUCAUAUGGCAGUUCUUUUUACGAUCCCCUCCGAUACUUCUCCUUUCCUCCCCGCGUUUCUUUGCAUUCACAACUCCUGAAUGAGAAACAAAGGCUUCUAAAGAUUAUAACUUGUUCUUUCACCGCACGGUACCUCAUUUACCCACUGGUGCCAGUGAAUGCAAAUUCAUUAGUCUUGUCAAACGUUGAUGUGACCUCAAUGUGAACUCUCGAGCACCUACUUCGUACAAACCACGAAGCACCAAUUUUAUUACAUAACAUCGCGAAACGAUGGGAAGCUUAUUAAAUUUAGUCACGAGUAUCCCAACCCACGUAUCGUAAGAUGAUGUUACAAAACAUCUAUCUUCGUCUCAAACGUUUUGGCGGUCUGUUCAACUGUACAGUACAAUCUUAUAUAUUUUCGGUGAUGUAACUGAAUUCGUGAAGCCCUGGGGAGAGUGGGUUCGGAUGCAAAAUGGCUGGUAUCUUGGUCACACAUGCAUAGAAGACGAGGAUACAGGCUGUUUCAGCCGAAUUUUGAUUGGAUUAUGAUAAGAGAUCAAGUGGGAGAAACUGCGUACGGCAACGCGUAUUUGGAAAUCGAAGUGAAAAAUCCUCGAACCCAUAUUGAGAAAGAAAAGGCACUUUAUACUGACUACGAAAUUGAAUUGAAGACAAAUCAUCCUGCAUUUCCAUUGUUCCAUUCUCAAGUGAGACGAAGAUAUUCAGAGUUUGUUUGGCUGAGAACCAGAUUGGGUCUUGAUGAUGUUGUAAUGGUGCAAGUUCCACAUCUACCAAGAAAACAGUAUGUUGGACGUUUCAAGGAGAGCUUUUUACAGAAACGCCAAGAAGGAUUAUCAAGAUUUCUGAAUAGGCUUGCAAGCAUUAAUUCUUUUGUGAACAAUUCAGCCAUGCUACUAUUUCUGCAGACAAGUCUCAGUAAACAUCAAAUGGACUACUACAUGAAAACACGAACUCCGGGAGGUAUCAGAUCACUUAUUCAUAGACUGCAUGAGAAAGAAUUGAAGAGGGACGACUCAGAAAGACGACCCAGAACAAAAACAUUCAGUGCAGAGUAUCCAUCUGCAGAAAAGCCCCAAACCCUGAAAUACAAAUCCUACGGUAAGGAAUGGUCAAGUUUUCACAAUGAUAACCUGUUUGGGUUUAAUACUGCUGUUGAAGAUGCUAUUGAUGUUCCAGCCAAUAGAGACAUGAAGAAAUGUCGCAGUAUCAGCUGCUGUGCAUAUCCUGGUGGCCAACUGACCCUUCCCACAAUUCCUGGUAGCAGUGAGGAUGGGUUAGACAGUGCAGAAAGUGCAUCGUUUACAGAACCAGAUGGACAAACUGAAGAACAUCCACUGAGCCGCAGCUGGCAUGGAACACCAAGGGAUGAAAUUGACUUUGUACUGGAGGAUUAUGAAAUAAUUCCAUUGGAAUCUAUAACAAAAAUGGCAGGAAAUGAUGAUGGUGACAGCUUAAGUGAGUUUUAUGACCUGGACUUGGACUAUGUGGAUGUUGUAAAACCUGGUUUAGAAUAUGGGAGAGAACGUCGCUUUGAUUAUUAACAUCUGCCAUGUAUUCACUAAGUAAUUAAUAAUAAUCAAUAAUGUUGGGUGAGGUUAAGUCAGUGAGGGUUGAAGUUAAAAACAGACUUGGUUUAGAUACUGUGUGAACAGAGCACAACUGGUUGAGAAAGAGGAAGAGUUCAGGAUCAUCUUUUUCCCCUGAUCUUGAUUUUAACAAUAGUAAUAAUAAUUGUUAAUAAAACUGUAAAUAAUCAAUGUAUUAAUUAUAUAUAGUCAGUUGCUUAUGGGACUUGUCUGGAAUAUUCUGAUAUGGAGACUCCAUUGGUUGCUUAUGAAGAAAGAAUAAUGAAAUAACAUAUUACAACACAGCUAUAAGGAUGAUGAUUAUGCUAUAAUACAGUCCAUGUACAGUGUACAGACUUUGGUUUAUAUGGAAUAACAUGCCAACUUAACAGUAUUAGUCAAAAAGGGUUAGCACUGUUAUGAAAAAGACUAUUUUCCCAGUCAAAUAUAAAGGCUUUAAUUGAUGAUAACAGUUAAGUCAAUAUUUGUUUAUACAAUUACUAGUUUCUCAACCAAUAUGUCACUAACUCUCUGUAGGCUUCACAAACACUUUCUUCCAAUCUAGUGUUCUGAAAGAAAUCAUGCCUUUUGAAGCUUCUAAACUAUGUGAUCACCUUUGAUAAGAGCUUCUGGACUAGUUUUUAAAAUUGUGGAGGAAAUCACGAUCUGCACAAGGCUUAUUUGUUGACAAGAGACUGAUACUUGUAACUCAUUCAAACUUAUGAACAAACUGAUAGAAAUAAGCUGCUCCCAAGUGCCUUUGUCUUGUCAGUAAAAGGACUAGAGUGCAACUGUGUUCAGGCUCAUAAAUCAGGCUAUACAGUUUUGGUAAUACAAAAUAGUUUGAUAAACAGGUCUGUGUUUUACAGGAAUUUAAGCAUAAGUCAAUUGGUUGGGAAUUGUUUGGGAAUUAGAUUCCAUAAUUGCGGUUUUAAACUUUUGCUUUCUAAAUACCAUGAGUGAAAUUAAUUGACAGUUGUAUAGUUAAGCUGGGGAUAGUGGUAUCUAGGUGUCCUUGUGCAACUGUGUUCAUGCAGUGUACUGAAUAUCAUAGCUUAUCCUAAAUCUUUCUCUGUAGUAUUAGUGUGAAAAGAAUAUUAUCUUUUGUUGGACUGCAGUAUAUUCAAUUUCUUGUUAUUUAAAUUAAUAUGAUAAUGUCCAGGCCACCAUUGUUGGAAUUCGUGAUGUCAUUAAAGAGAGAAUGAAAUAA
Molecule: messenger RNA, 4114 nt
Organism: Pocillopora damicornis (cauliflower coral)
Lineage: Eukaryota; Metazoa; Cnidaria; Anthozoa; Scleractinia; Pocilloporidae
Biological process (GO): vesicle organization; intracellular protein transport
Cellular component (GO): endosome
Molecular function (GO): phosphatidylinositol phosphate binding
Source: RefSeq, a predicted model, not a curated record